GAUGGCCUCAGCGAUUGUUCCAUCGCUCAGGCUGAGACCAAGCUUCUCCUACGCCACGUCACCAUCCUCCUCCUUCUCUUCAUCCGGCGACGUCAAACCCCGUCCCGCCGUCAUUCUCCCGGGUCUAGGGAACAAUUCAGGAGACUACAAGAAGCUGGAGGUAACACUGAGUGAGUACGGUGUUCCUGCAGUGGUUGCAGCUGUAUCAAGGCUGGAUUGGUUUAGAAAUGCUGCCGGUUUGGUUGAUCCUUCCUACUGGCGCGGCACUCUCCGCCCUCGUCCUGUUCUUGAUUGGUACUUGAAGAGAAUUGAUGAUGCAGUCCGUGAAGCCAAUGCGUUAGCUCAAGGUCAAGGACUGUCUUUGAUUGGACACUCAGCUGGAGGAUGGCUUGCUCGAGUUUACAUGGAAGAAUACGGAAACUCUGAUAUCUCCUUGUUGUUGACACUUGGUACGCCUCACUUGCCACCGCCGAGAGGACAACCAGGGGUGAUAGAUCAAACACGAGGUCUUCUCUAUUACGUCGAAGAGCAAUGUGCAAAAGCUGUUUACACUCCUGAGCUGAGAUAUGUCUGCAUCGCUGGGAGAUACAUUCGUGGAGCUACUUUGGUGAACAAUGCAGAUGUGAGUGCUGGAAUCGACGGUGGUGAUGCGAUUUCAGAGCUUGCUAUAGCAAGCAACAAGACGGGCGAUUCACAGGUUUCCUCAGGGCCUAGUUUGCGUGCUCGUUUUGUAGGGCAAGGAUACAAGCAAGUAUGUGGAAGAGCUGAUGUGUGGGGUGAUGGAGUGGUCCCUGAGGUUUCAGCUCAUCUUGAUGGUGCACUUAAUGUUACCUUCGACGGUGUUUACCACUCCCCUGUUGGUUCGGAAGACGAAACCAGACCUUGGUAUGGUUCUCCGGCUAUUGUAAAGGACUGGAUUCACCACCUUCUUCAA
Messenger RNA from Thlaspi arvense, 934 nucleotides. The record is from the annotation of a GenBank genome assembly. NCBI's taxonomy places the organism in Eukaryota, Viridiplantae, Streptophyta, Magnoliopsida, Brassicales, Brassicaceae.